Camelus dromedarius (Arabian camel) is the source of this 4785-nucleotide messenger RNA. It is a transcript of the gene MTO1, whose product is annotated as mitochondrial tRNA translation optimization 1. Lineage: Eukaryota; Metazoa; Chordata; Mammalia; Artiodactyla; Camelidae. The record is from RefSeq and is a predicted model, not a curated record. Gene Ontology annotation, molecular function: flavin adenine dinucleotide binding. The transcript has 12 exons. Gene Ontology annotation, biological process: mitochondrial tRNA wobble uridine modification; tRNA methylation. The coding region runs from base 97 to 2175 and encodes 692 amino acids. Gene Ontology annotation, cellular component: cytosol; mitochondrion.
UCAGAGCAAGAUGGCUGCGCCCUGACGACUUUCGUCCCCUAACUUGGCGCCUCGCUCGCAUCAGGUUCAGAGUUAGGCUGACUCGUUUCUCCGACCAUGUUCUCCCUCCAAGGCUUUGGUCGCCGGGUCGCGGCUUCCCUCAGCAAACAGCACCUUCCGUCCGCCCGGUUCAGCGGUGACCGCGCGGCGCCCGGGACUCCGCACUUCGACGUGGUGGUCAUCGGCGGAGGACACGCUGGGACCGAGGCCGCCGCCGCCGCCGCCCGGUGCGGCUCGCGGACACUGCUGCUCACGCACCGCGUGGACACGAUCGGUCAGAUGUCCUGUAACCCUUCCUUUGGCGGCAUCGGAAAGGGGCAUUUAAUGAGAGAAGUUGAUGCCUUGGAUGGGCUGUGUGCUCGAAUCUGUGACCAGUCUGGCGUGCAUUACAAAGUAUUAAACCGGCGUAAGGGCCCAGCCGUUUGGGGUCUGAGGGCUCAGAUUGAUAGGAAGCUCUAUAAACAGAACAUGCAGAAGGAAAUCCUAAACACGCCGCUGCUCGCCGUGCGGGAGGGAGCCGUGGAGGACCUCCUCCUAGCCAAGCCGGAGCCCCAGCGCCCGGGGAGCUUCCGCGUCAGGGGCGUCGUGCUGGUGGAUGGAAGCACGGUGUAUGCAGAGAGUGUGGUUCUGACGACCGGCACGUUCCUGAGAGGCAUGGUUGUCAUUGGAUUGGAGAUGCAUCCCGCAGGACGGUUAGGGGAUCAGCCUUCUGUAGGGUUGGCUCAGACUCUGGAGAAGCUGGGGUUUGUGGUGGGAAGAUUGAAGACUGGGACUCCGCCCCGGAUUGCCAAAGAGUCCAUUAAUUUCAGCAUUCUCAACAAGCAGACACCAGACAAUCCAUCUGUACCAUUCAGCUUUAUCAAUGAGACAGUGUGGAUUAAGCCGGAAGAUCAGCUGCCAUGUUACCUGACUCACACCGACCCUCGAGUGGAUGAGAUCGUCCUUGAGAACCUUCACCUUAACAGUCAUAUUAAGGAGACCACAAGAGGGCCCCGGUACUGUCCAUCCAUCGAAUCAAAGGUUUUGCGUUUCCCAAACCGUCGCCAUCAGAUUUGGCUGGAGCCUGAAGGACUGGAUUCUGACCUCAUCUACCCCCAGGGGUUAUCCAUGACACUCCCAGCCGAGCUGCAGGAGAAAGUGAUCAUGUGCAUCAGAGGCUUGGAGAAAGCGAAGGUGGUCCAGCCAGGCUACGGCGUGCAGUAUGACUAUCUGGACCCCCGUCAGAUCAGCCCUUCCCUCGAGACUCAGCUGGUGCAGCGGCUCUUCUUCGCUGGGCAGAUCAACGGCACCACCGGCUACGAGGAGGCUGCCGCCCAGGGAGUGAUAGCUGGAAUCAAUGCAAGUCUGCGGGUCAGGCGCAAGCCUCCGUUUGUCGUCAGCCGGACGGAAGGCUACAUCGGAGUCUUGGUUGAUGACCUCACCACGCUGGGCACCAGUGAGCCGUACCGCAUGUUCACCAGCCGAGCCGAGUUCCGUCUGUCCCUGCGCCCCGACAAUGCCGACAGCAGGCUCACGCUCCGAGGGUAUGAGGAAGCUGGCUGUGUGUCCCAGCAACGCUUCGAAAGAGCUUCUCGGAUGAAGGCUUCCUUGGAAGAAGGCAUUUCUGUGCUAAAAUCCAUUCAGUUGUCAAGUUCUAAAUGGAAAAACUUAAUCCCAGAGGCUUCUAUAAGUAUUGAUAAAGGUGUACCUCUCAGCGCUCUCGACAUCCUGAAGUAUGAGGAAGUCCACAUGGAGCUGCUGGCCGCAGUCGCCCCGGCGCCUUUGCAGAAGUACGCAGAGUGCAGAGAGCUGGCCGAGAGGCUGAAAAUAGAAGCCACCUAUGAAUCAGCACUGCUCCAUCAGCAACAAGAAAUAAAGGAAGUCCAGCGAGACGAGGCUCUGGAGCUGCCUGAGGACCUGGACUACCUGCGUCUCAAGGACGUGUCGCUGUCCUGCGAAGUCCGGGAGAAGCUGCACCUUAGCCGCCCUCGCACGAUUGGGGCUGCCAGUCGUAUCCCUGGAGUGACACCCGCUGCCGUCACCAAUCUGCUCAGAUUUGUGAAGACUGCCCAGCGGAGACAGGCAGCCAAGCACAGGCUGCCCAACCCCGAGCAGCGUCUCUGUGCUGCAGACAGACUGGAAGAGAGGCAGUUGUAGCUUCCUGUUCACGGAAGACUUUUAAUCAAGACAGGGAUAUAGAUGGUCGAUAAGAAGUGUUUAUAUUUAGCACUUGUUCAAAUAACCUUAUUGGGUUAUUAUGGGUCUGUCACUAAUUUAUGAAGAGAGAGAUUACAAUUGUGCUUUUUUGUGUAUCUGAAAAAAUAGUUACAAACUCUUCAUUUGUACUCCUUCCCUCCCGCGCUCUAACGCCGCAGGCCCGCUGCUGUUCCCGUGCGCAGGGCCACCCGGCGGAGCGCGAGCCGAAACGGAGCGGGAAGGCGAGGCCGCCGCCCGUGGGGCCUCUGGUCGCGCCGCGGCCAGCCUCGCCUGCCAGCUUGCUGUGAAGUAUGUUCGCUUAGGGGCAGUUUCAAGUCCCUCACAUUCUGAGGGCUAAAAUUUUGAAACUAUGCAAAACCGUCCAGAAUCAUUCAGCUAAUUUCCAGGAUGGGAUGUAGCGGGGAGGGUGAGAGGUGACUUCUAAGGUUUCUGCAUUUCUGCAGGAAAUCCUCACCAGUAACUGUCUUUGAACAUUAACGAAAACCCUGUAAAAUGGAAAGAUUGGAAAUCUGUAUAGUUUCCUGUCUUCCGCAGUGCGGAAACCUGUUUGGUAACCUAGUUAAGGGAGAGUAAGUGUGGUUAUUUUAUAUCAUACGGUAUUUUCUUAGGAAACCGUCAGGACCAGUUUCUUAACACUGAAGACAAAUCUGUAGUAAUUGGUGACUCAUGUUCCCGUUUUAAUGUCGGAAUGGACAGAAAAAUGGACAGAAUGGUGCUGGCUCCCCCUUCCUCUGCCAUCCUGUGAUGUAUGCUCCCAAGGGUGAGGUGAGGAGACCAGCUGGGGCAAGAGGGCCCCACCUCUCCCCAGAAAUGCCAGCUCAGGUCUCUCAUUUCAGCCCAGAGAGAAGCUCCCCUGUCAGCCUCAACCUCAAGACAGGCAGGGACUGAAGACAGUCCCAGGGCUCAGAAGGGACUUUGGUUACAGAUCUGUGUUAACUCUGAUUGUGGGUGUGAGAGAGCCAGACAGCCUUUUGUUUUAAUCAUAUGUGGCCACUUGGAUGUAGCUCAGUUUCCACGGAUUUGUUUCAUAUGAUUUUUGUCAUUUUGUCUUUCCAUAAAGCAGUCAAGACCAGCAGCAAAUUAAAAGUAUUUACAAUGCUGGGUCACUUGGCAAUGAUGAAUUCUUUUUGAUACUUCAUCUAGUAAUUUCAAAAAGUGGUAACUUUUCUUUUUACUCUUAGGCAGAAUUCUUACUUCAGGGGCAUAUCCAGUAUAAUUCUACACUGUAUUUUUAAAAACAAGGUAUUUUGUGCUACCUGUUUGGCACUAGGAGGGAAACCACUGUUUUUUAACUUUUUUUUUUUCCUGGCUAAAUAUAGGAGUAAAAGCAGUGAGUGGGAGCUUACUGAAUGGGAUGUAACAAAAACUUACCUUGAGGAAACAAAAUUCCUAAAUGCUUCAGAAGGUUCUUGACAGCUGUAAUUUGGACAUAGUGACACUACACAUAUAAAGAAAUUAAAGGUUUACAGUGCAAUUCCAUUAUAGUAGUAACUAUCUCACUGAAAAAUAUUUGAUAGGAAACAUUUGUUUCAGGUUCUGCCACUUGGUUUAGGAUGUGAAACCUCUUUAAAUCCACAGUUUAAAGCAUGUUAACUUCUACGUAGUAUGCAAGGUUAAUCUCACUUCAAAGAAUAUUUCAAAACAGCCUACCUCUGGUGCUGCUAGCCAAAAGCACCCCAGACUACGAUGCCCUGGGAAGAACCAGCUAAAAAUGUGACCUUGCUUAGCCCAGUUACUUCACAGAAACCCCCAGCAAUGCCAGUAGCCAGCUUCCAACAGAAGUCGGCCUCGUGAUUUCCUCCACCCACCACAGGCCACACUACUUGCUAGCUAGAAAUGCUGGGUACUCACUGAAAUCAUUUCAACAGGAACACCAAAAUAAAAAAGAGGAAACGGCUGAGGAACACUCAGCAUUUGUGAGAUCACGGCGGGGGUCGGGUGGGGUGUGAAAUGGGGCCUGUGCUGAGUUGAAUUAGGAAGUGACCUUGCAGCCAGGAGUCUGAAUUUAUUCCUGAUUGCUUUAAAAUGUGCUGUCAUUUGUGGGUUUCAGCCUAGACGGAAAUAACCAUGGCUUUUUCCCUUCAGAAUUUUCAACUCCUACAAGGACUCCUGGCCCAGAAGUAGCCAGAAGUACUGGGAAAGCCACCAGCAGAGACUCGUAGACAUGUCCUGAAUAGGACGUGCUUUUUAAAUGAAUAUUGCUAAAGGCAAGAGAUAGCCAAACUAAAACUGAAUACUUAAAAGGGAUAAUUUUUUUUGGUAGGGGGAGGUAAUUAGGUUUAUUUAUUCUUAGGGAAGAUACUGGUGACUGAACCCAAAACCUUGUGUACACCAAGCACGUGCUCUGCGACUUGAGCUAUACCUCCGCCGAAAGGGAUAAAAACAUGGACGACACAGAUCCUCAGAAGGACAUCCUUCAGUGUCGACCUCUCCGUCUGCCUCACUGUCUUCACGUUCUCUUCAGCCUCAUUUCCUCUGUCUGUCUGCACUGUCCCUGCUUUUCACUGCGCCUACUAUGAUAUUAAAGCUUAUUUUUUGGUAUUCAAUUUA